UACCCAUAGUGAAAAACGGAAGUGAAGUAAAAGACAUUUUGGAAACGAGGAACCAAAACAAGACAGAAACAAAAUGAGAACAAAAGGUCAGUCGGGGAUCCCCGACAUGUACAAGUGCUGCUUCUGCUGCCAUGUCAAGACUGGGACGCUGUUUUAUGGGCUCUUUCAGCUGAUUUGCCAUUUAUUCCUGAUCGGGGGACUUAUUUUCGCCUCCAUUCACCCUGAAGUCCUACAGGAACACGCCAGUAAGUGCACAGACGUGGAGAUUGAUACAACAUUGAAAAAUGAUCACAUCGAGACACAGGAGGAAAUCUUCAUCAGCAGAAAGAUGAAAAGAGAGGACUUUGACCUGGCCUUCAUCAUCUGUCUGUGUAUGCUGACCAUUGUUCUCUUCCUGCUCUAUGGAGUCCUCAGGAAUCGUCCUGGGUACAUCUUGCCUUUCUUCUGUCUGCAAGUGUUUGACUUCUGUCUGAGCUGUCUGACAGUGGUAGGGUACCUCAGUUACUCCCCCAACAUCAAAAUCUGGCUCAGGACACAGGGACUGUCCUGCGUACCCGGUCUGAAGCACCUGAUGGACAUGGACUCCCAGUGGCUGAUGCUCCUCUGUCUUCUGGCCUUUGUCCUCUUCCUCUCAAUGAAGGCUUACCUGAUUGGAAUGGUGUGGAGCUGUUACAACUACUUGAAAUCCAGAAACAUCAGCUGUAACCAGAUCAGAGAGUACUCGGUGGACCCAGACUCAAAGAUUCUGCUGCCCCCAAAGUAUGAAGAGGCCAUGAGAAGCGGGGAGGGUCUGCCCCCACCCUACACAGCUUAAAGUGUGCGAUCCUUGUAAGAAUAGGUCACUAAUGGAGACGUCAAGACAAUAAGUACAAUGUCGUUCUUCUGUUUACAGACUUUUCCUUCCUUAUUGAUAUGUCACGUCUAAUAACAACAUUGCAUAAUGUAUAAAUAUAGUAACAUUUAUGAUGGGACAGAAAUGAUAAUUUAUUAUUAAUUUUUAUUAUGAUGUAAAAUAAACAUUGUGCACUUUUGUAAGAACUGGGAUAUAAUUUAGUGAAAGUUUUAAAGGAGAAGAAUUUUAACUGUUUACCAAUUUUGGUAUUUUAAUUUAAUGUCAGACCCAAGCUUUGAUAUGAUGUACAUAUAUGUAGAUUUAUCUUUUUAGCUGUCUUGUUACAAGCGUUUAGUUGAUGUUGCCCACUUGUACAAUUUUAUCAUGAGUAUCUCAAAAAAUCUGUUGGACCCAAUGCUUAGUAGUAAUAUGUUGGCCUUACUAGAUUUAAAUGAUAUUUAUGUAUGACUUGGACAAUAUCAACUGAAGUUUUGUGUUUUAUGUAUUUCAUCAUAUCAUCAUUAUAAGUUAACAGGAUUUUAUAGUAGAGGUGAUAGUGUAAUGGUUUACUGGUUCUCUGCUCCCCAUAGACAGAGAACCUGUUAUUGUAUACAUCUGAGGCCUGUGUAACAGAACAAGUGCUCAUGAACAUUUCUAUUGGAGGUACAUGUAUAAGGAAUUUUGGCGAGUGCUCGCGAAAGUUCUCUCUGUUGAACAGGCCUCAGGUCUUAAUGAAUAAUACAUCAAAGUCUGAAGAUCAGAUUCAUAUGGGAACUGUAAAAUGAGCAGUCACUAUUGAUAUCUGCAUAAAACAGGUGUAUGUUCUAAUUGUAAAAUGUUGUCGAGUCUCCAAAGAGACUAUAGGACUGUGUACAGUGGAGCCUCAUUUAUCUGGAUGCUGUGGUUCCUAGUUAAUUUGUCUGGGUAUGUGAAACGUCUGGAUACCUGAAUUAAAAAAUUCUGUGCUGAUGAAAUAUCGUACGGAUACUGAAGCCUCUGGAUAUCUGAAGGUCCACUGUAUUCAUGUUUUAAUCAUGUGCAGUCAUCCUGUAAUUGUAAUUCACGUGUGGAAUUUUAUGUUAUUUGUCUCCAAUGAAUUUUAUCAACUUCAUUAAAUUAUUCAUUGAAAGCAAGUAAGAAUGCCCUAGGCUGUUAAGAUUACUCAUGUAGGGAAUCCAGGUCAAAGUUCAUAUUAAUAAUCAAAAUAUCUUGGAUAUCUUUUCAAUUAACAACAAAAGAUAGACAUGAAGUCACAUGUUCCUUAUUCAGAAAGUAAAAUUGUUCAGUUUUGGGAUACAUAUCUUCUAAAAUGAUGUUUUAAGAUCUUUUUGGGAUCCUGACACAGAUGUACUAUAAACAUGGUCAUAUUUACAAAUGGGAAAAUGGAAGAUAUUCUUAUUUUUCAAACAAUCAGAGGCAAAACUUAGAUAGUUAAUUAGAAUUGAAUUCUAAUGAAGACAUUAGCUAUGAUUAGGACAAUGAUGAGGACAAUAGCUAAUUGUAAAAUUCUUUGAUAUUUUCAAAUUGUCAGUUACCAUGUUUACAGAGAUCAAUUUUAUGUGAUAUGAGGAUGGUGCUUUUGGGUAAGCUUGUUGAUGGGUUUUAAUCAUUCAUGUGUAAGGCUUUUUCCUUUCAAUAAAAUUCAUCCAAAAAUCCA
Molecule: messenger RNA, 2489 nt
Organism: Saccostrea cuccullata (small rock oyster)
Lineage: Eukaryota; Metazoa; Mollusca; Bivalvia; Ostreida; Ostreidae
Product: lysosomal-associated transmembrane protein 4A-like
Exons: 7
Coding region: 74-814 (246 amino acids)
Cellular component (GO): lysosomal membrane
Source: RefSeq, a predicted model, not a curated record